CGGUAACGUUAUUGUUGCACUGAUGUCGUCCACGGCGCUGUUGGGCGUGCUUGCAUUGGCGGUGCUGACGGGUGUGUAUGUGUUCCUGAGCCAUGCCCCUGUGGUAGACAUUCCUGCCUGUCAGGGCAUGUCGCUGUCCUUUAUGAUUCAAGGCGUGUUGCCCAAAUUCGUUGGAGGUCGCGACGACAAGCUGGGAACCGUCACCGCCCUGUGGAAGUGUGCGAGUCUGUAUCAGGAGCAGCACUCCAACUUUGUGGUUUCGAGCUUCGCCCUCGUGUACGUGUCGCUCCAGACAUUUGCCAUUCCCGGCCCCCUCAUCCUCAGCAUCCUCUCGGGGGCGUUAUAUCCCUUUUUCUAUGCGAAUUUGCUCGUUGCGGUGUGUGCCACCACAGGCGCGUCGCUAUGUUUCUUGUUGUCGCAUUACUUGGGCCGCAACUUGGCAUUGCGACUUCUUCCCGACAUGUUGGCUUCGUUCAAGGCCAAGAUUGCAGAUAACCGCUCCAACCUGUUCUACUACAUGCUCUUCCUCCGUCUCACGCCAUUGCUUCCGAACUGGUUUGUGAACGUCGCGUCUCCUCUCGUGGACGUUCCUUUCGGUAUAUUCGUCGCGGCCACCUUCAUCGGGCUCAUUCCUGCGAACUGCAUUCACAUUUCCACGGGGGCGACGUUGGGCAGCACGGCCUCUGACGCCAGCAGCGGCAACAAUAUGGUUAACUUUGGCAUCUUGUUUGCGUUGCAGUUCCUGGCUCUGUUGCCGACCUUGUUCAAGAGUAAGCUGCAGGCUUUGGAUGAUGGGGCCACACCAACCACCAAAAAAGCCAACUAAGCGAAUGAACGUGGCUGUUUCCUUUGAUAUAUCAUGCAAACGUAUACGAGUAGUCGUGUAUCGUACUACUUACAGUUCGUACAGGUGGUUUACGAUACCAAUCGAUUCAAUAACGAC
This is a messenger RNA of Aphanomyces astaci, 943 nucleotides long. RefSeq lists its product as hypothetical. Bases 23 to 826 code for a protein of 267 amino acids. The record is from RefSeq and is a predicted model, not a curated record. Lineage: Eukaryota; Oomycota; Saprolegniomycetes; Saprolegniales; Verrucalvaceae. The transcript is spliced from 3 exons.